ACAACAGAAAGCCAUUAUUGACCGAGUCAUUUUCCUCCAGGCUGUCCAAUGUAGAUCUGGACCCCACAAAUACUAGCGACCAUCAGGUGGCGCAAAGGAAUAGACGUGACGAAUUCUGAACGAAUUAAGAGGUUUAUUUAUUUACAUCAUAAACGAGCAGCCCCGCAGGAGAAUGUGAACGCGUCCUGUCCAUCCUCCUCCUCCUCACCACCAUCAUCAUCAUCAGUCCAGAGAGACCCGCGCUUGUUAUUAAAGCUCAGGUUCGCUUCACUCAUCAUCAGCUGGACUUAAUGAGUUAGUCAGUGAUUAAAGAGCCUGUGUGCUGCUGAUGAACUGGACUGGAUUCUGUCUCUUCACCGCUCUGCUCUUAAAAUGGAGUUUGUGGAGAGGAAGAGGAGCAGGAAAUCUCCGAGCUUUAAACUGGUGAAUGAUGCAGAUUUCAGCCAUGAAAUGGGUGAUGUAGACCAGAAUGACACUGCAGGAGAUGCCCUGGAUGCUUCUGAGACUGAAGUCUGGUUAGGUGAUGAAGGGAUGGAGAUAAAGAAGCAGAUAACAGGCAUGAUGCGCUUGCUGAGUGACAAGACAGGACGAGUGUACCAGCGGGUCGGACGAGAGGGGGAGACCCUCAAACAGGAGCCUCAGGAAGAGGUUCUCAGCCUGCCUGUGGCUCAGAGCCCGGCCCCUGAACAUCUGCAGUACGGCUGGAGCUCAGUCCCGAUGACUCAUGGGAAGUACGGCACCCGCUCCAAAACCCAGAGGAUGCUCAACCACUCCAAAGCUAAUGACAUGGCCUUGCCCCCUGCGCCUGCUGCCAUGGCAACUGAGCCCAGCUGCUGUAUGUGCAACUGCAAGAGCACCCUGCAAGCCAUUCUGCUGGAGUUACGUACCAUGAGGAAACUAAUCCAAACUCAGAGAGGAUCCCAGGACAAACAGGGCUCUCAGGUCUUGCUCUCAUCCCGAACCUCCAUCUCCAGGAGGAGGAGCCGAAAGAGGAGGCCGGGUCACAGAGUUACAGUUCUGACCAUUCCCACUAAAAGAAGCACACCUCCGUUGCCACCCGCUGAGACCGAUGCUGUUAAUGAGUGUAAUCAGUCAAGAGAGAACACGCCCCCAACACUGACAUCAUUUAUCCCAGAUCCCAUUCCCAGUGCUAAGAUUUCUCCCUCUCACUACAGCGUCACCAGAGGCCAAAGCACCACAGAGCCGGAGGUGCAGUUGGCCGAGGAUUUUGAGGUAUUUAUUCCUAAAGCACAGUUGGACUCUAUCUUACUGAACUACACUCGCUCUGGCAGCCUGCUCUUCAGGAAACUGGUGUGUGCGUUCUUUGAUGACGCCACAUUGGCAAACUCACUGCCCAACGGCAAGAGGAAGAGAGGUCUGAACGACACCAGGAAAGGACUCGAUCAAAACAUCGUCGGAGCCAUUAAAGUGUUUACAGAAAAGUAUUGCACAGCCAAUGGAAUUGAGAAGCUUCCUGGCCCCAGAGACUGGGUCCAGAUUCUGCAAGACCAGAUUAAACUCGCACGUCGACGCUUAAAAAGAGCAGAGACGGCCUCAGACAGUACUGAUAUUCCGCACAAGACAGAGAAAUGUCAGCAAACUGUUGAUAAAGUGGAAACUGUGAUGCAAAAUGGUACUGCAAUGCACAUCCUUAAUAUUUCACUCUCAAAAAGUGCCAUUGUUCUAAAGUAAGCCUUUCUUCUGUACCGCAGGUGCUGCUUUUGAGAGAACAGAAUGUCUAGUUGCUAUGGACACUGCCUGAGAAGAGUUUGUUUUUCAACAAAAUGCAAACUCCGACCCUCGCAAAGGAGUCAUUUUUAAUUGUUUUGUCCGUCUAGACUGUAGCACGUAUGGAGAGACGCGGCUUUGAAAUUCUCACGGUCAGCUGCGCAACAGACAGAAAAUUAGUUUGGAAGGAAACAGCAACGUUUUGCUGAUCAGUUAGUGUUUUUGACUGCUAUAGACACCUUUAUAACACAAGUAUUCUCGUUUGAUCAUUUUAAAGUGGGUCGUCUGUCCCAGAUGUCACUAGUUGUCUUCUAUGAAUUUCUGGAAGUGUUUGGAGUUUUUCAGCUUCAUCCAAAUGCAUCACCAACAAAUAUCAGCAGGACUGCUGAGAAAACAUGACUGUGCCUUUAAUUCACUCUGCCAUGCCAAGCAACAAACUGAUGUCAUUUCACGAUUGUGCUGUUUAUUGACACUUUCUGGUGAAAUGUGCGGCAUUUUCUAUAUAUUAAUAGUACUUAAUGUUAUAAUUGCUGCACAUAGUCUUACUAAUGUGUUGUUGGUUAUAUAAUCUGGCAGACUGGUAAUGUAAACCUGUAACUGUUUGACCUCCUGUUUAAGAGGAUUUAGUGUCUAUUGAAUGUGUACACAUGAGUGAACAUUGUCCAUCGUCUGUGUAACAAAGGGUUUUUACCUCAUGGUCAAAUGCUUGAAUAACUAUUCAUGUUAAUAUCCGGGUUAAAUACAAGUUAAGUUGUUUGGACAGCAUCUGGUCUCCGUUUGUAAAAGCAAUCAUAAAAACGCACAUACAGAAAUGCACAUACACUCUACUGUACACCUGGCCCAUAGACUUCCACUGUAAGUGCAUAACUGUCAACUCAAACUGAUGUUUGCUUUUAUUAACUGAGAUAUGAGUCAAAAGCGAAUGCCGCUGAUGCUGUUGAUAGAGCGUAAAGGGAAAUAUUCCUUUAAGAGCACAAAUGUUGUGUCUGUGCCUCCUUUUUCAUAUUCCUGUUUAAAAAGAUGAACUUUAUGUUUAUUAGUAGAAAGUUGUUUGGUCCGAGAUGUCAAAUAAAUAUGGCUGUGUCUUACAUGG
Molecule: messenger RNA, 2821 nt
Organism: Carassius auratus (goldfish)
Lineage: Eukaryota; Metazoa; Chordata; Actinopteri; Cypriniformes; Cyprinidae
Gene: bend7
Product: BEN domain containing 7
Exons: 9
Coding region: 373-1692 (439 amino acids)
Molecular function (GO): DNA binding
Source: RefSeq, a predicted model, not a curated record